This is a messenger RNA of Colletotrichum spaethianum, 816 nucleotides long. RefSeq lists its product as uncharacterized. Lineage: Eukaryota; Fungi; Ascomycota; Sordariomycetes; Glomerellales; Glomerellaceae. The record is from RefSeq and is a predicted model, not a curated record. Bases 1 to 816 code for a protein of 271 amino acids. The transcript is spliced from 2 exons.
AUGAAGGUCGCGUCCAUCCCCCUCGCCGCCGCCCUGCUGGCCGGCGCCACCUCCGCCUUCCAGGUCGGCAAGCCGCCCGUGCCCCAGGCCAAGACGACCAUGGCCGACAACUUCCCGUGGCGCGACCCCUUCACGUCCAAGACGACGGACGCCUACGCCGCCGCGUGCGAAGCGUCUGGCACGUUCGCCGCGACGCAGUACACGCUGCACGACCUCUUUGACAAGCCGCCGACGGGCCUCUUCCACUACGGCGACGGGCUCAAGACCUUCUUCUCGGGCCGCGAGUACCCCGGCGGCUGGGCCGGCCUCGACCGCCACAUGUACGACCGCAACGUGCUCAUGAUGGAGUACGCCGACGUGCCCCUGCGCGUGCGCGAGUGGAUCGAGGAGCAGGAGCGCGCCGACGGCGCCGGCAAGGGCCUGUUUGCCGUCUUUGACAAGCCCGCGACCGCCGAGGAAAAGGUCACGAAGCGCAUCGCCGUCCCCGCCGACGCCGCAAAGGUCGACCGCGACCUCGACGCCAAGCGCGUCGCCAUCUUCGCCCCCGGCGCGCUGUACCCCGUCCUGCCGCUGUUUGUCGCCGACGGCAGCGACUGCCAAGCCACCCUCGCCGACCUGGGCAACUACCAGGCCGUGCCCGAGGAUGCCGCCGUCGUGGCGUGGCCCGUCAGCCACACCCGGCCCGACAUCGCCAACCACAAGCGGGACAUUGAGUUCACCGUCAAGGCCCAGGUCCUCAAGCUCAAGGACGGCGCGACGGAGGGCGAGGCCGACAAGAAGGCGGCGCCGUCUGAGCCGGCCAAGGAUGAGCUGUGA